AUGGCCAAGGUCCACAGAAUUGGCUUCACUCGGCUGGACCCUACCGUAGGAAAAGAAGGAAGGCACACCUCGAACAUCAUUUUCGUACACGGGCUACGAGGCCACCCCUUGCGGACGUGGGGCGACGACGUGGACAACACGAGCGCUGACAACGCAUCCUCAUCGCUGCGAGCCACUUUUCGAAAGCGGUGGGGCAAAACGAGGCACGGCGCUUCGGAAGACACCUCGGACACCCGCGACGCAGCCCAACGACACCCUUUCUGGCCACGCGACCUGCUGGCGGACGACCUUCCCAACGCGAGAAUAUGGACCGUGUCGCAGUAUGGACGGGACUUUGCCAUUAAGUUCGAGCGGAAGCUGGAUGAUCAGGAACCCAUUAUCUUUGUGGCACAUAGCCUCGGCGGCAUUAUCGUGAAGGAUAUUAUUAGCGACUUUUCGUCUUCGCUCGGCUUACCGGACGAAAAGAUCGAGAUCAUCGACGCGGACUAUCGGCAGAUGGUCAAAUGCACGGGGCCGUGUUUCUUAGUCCCGUUCCCAGAGAACAAGCGGUUUGUUGGGCGCAUAAAAACACUCCAACGACUAGGGAAGAUGCUGUUCGACGACGAAAUCCAGAAGGCCGCCAUCGUCGGGCUUAGCGGAGUAGGAAAAACGCAGGUGGCGUUGCAGGUGGCGUACUGGGUCAAGGAGACCAAACAGGACUGGUCGAUCCUCUGGAUACUAGCACUCAGCAUGGCAGGCUUCGAGCAAGCCUGCGCGGAGAUAGCCAGGGACCUUGGCCUCGAAGGGCCCAGCCGGGAUGACCCGAAAGAGCUGGUGCGACGCUACCUCUACUCGGCUCAGUCUGGCCGUUGGCUUCUUAUCGUUGACAACGCCGACGAUAUAGACCUAUUGCUCGGGACUUCGAAUUCCAUUGGGAUCCAUAGCUACCUUCCAAGAAAUACUCACGGUCGCAUCCUGUUCACGACACGCUCGACAGACGUAGCGCGGGCUAUCGUUGACGACGACUUCAUCCACAUAUAA
Molecule: messenger RNA, 1020 nt
Organism: Verticillium nonalfalfae
Lineage: Eukaryota; Fungi; Ascomycota; Sordariomycetes; Glomerellales; Plectosphaerellaceae
Exons: 7
Coding region: 1-1020 (339 amino acids)
Molecular function (GO): ADP binding
Source: RefSeq, a predicted model, not a curated record